GUGAGCUCCUAUCAGUUAAAUUAAGACUGGUUGUUUGUCUUUAUGUAACCAUCUCUAACUCAAUCAACAUUUUGUUUGCUUUAUUCACAAUAGUGCUGGCUAGACUAAACAAAAGUAACUAAAGGAAGAAAAACAACUCGGGGCUGUAAGAUAGUGAGUCUUGAAAUGAUUAAAUUGAUCAAUCUGACCUCUGUUUGUUUGCCUCGCUGACCGGCGUGAUGAUGCGCUUAACAAUGACGCAUUUUAUUUGAAACCCCAGAUUAAGCCCGCCCAGUACCAAGAUAGUAUUAAAUGUUGUGGAUACAUUGACCCCCAUUAUCAGAGUAAGAUAUUGCGUCACUCGGAUGACAUCCUGCAGCUGACCCCUGCAGCAUGACUUAACUCUCUUUACUUCAGGGAAUCCUCUUCCUUUGUGAGUGAUAGCUUGGUCCUAAUGACAUGCAUCUGCUUAUUUUGCCGUGUGUGUUCUUGAGCAUGUGCCAGCGUUGAGAUGCCGUGCAGGAAAAGGGCUUUCCGUUGGGCGUUGUGAAGGUCUCCCCCCGACACACACACACACACAACCACAGGAUGCUUAGUAAGGGAAUGUGAGGCGCGCCAAUGGAAUUGUGGGUAUAGGUGUAAGGCGGCCUGCAAGCUGCAAAGGGUCAUAUCCUGUUUAUGUCUUGGACACACACACACAUAUGGUACAUAGUGUACAUAUGUAAAGAAAGCUCUGCAUCCUCCCUUGAGAUUAUUUGCAUCAUCCAUGCAGCAGUCACAGUUGAGGUGGUCUCGAGCAAGGCACUUGAGGAAUGUACACUAACUCUCCCCAUGUACUCCCCUGACAAUUUAUAAUUAGAAAUCCAAAUGAGUGGUCAGUCAGACUGUGAUGCAUGUAAACUCUUCACGUCUGGAAAAAAUGUAAUCAAAGGAAGGAGAAGUUCAACGUACAGUUGCACCAACACCAGUCCCAAAAGGGUGUCUCGGUGUUGGAAACAUUUAGUCGGGAAUUAAGUCCCCAUUUAUGCAUGUACACUGGAACAAUGCAAAUAAUGUCUUUCUGUGGUCACUAUUAAAUGUCUUAAAUUCAGAGCUCGCCUCUACAUAUAUCCAUAUACCGUAAAUGAACGCUAAUAUGGUUCCUGUAAAAGGGAUACCAUACCAAAGAUGAGAUGUAUGGUGAGCGAGGGAGCUGGAAAUGGGGGCGGGACAGAGAAGAAGCAGGGACCAUGUCAACAGCUCAGCUCUCAGCCCUGUCAGCUGAAAGCCACAUCUAAGCUCAGAAGUUCAGUGAGGGAAAGCAGACUUAACAUAGCAGUUUUGGGUGAAAAUGCCUUGGGAAUUAGACAGAAAGACAAAAAUAAAGUAGGAAUAAUGAAUGACUAACUAGUGGUUAGGUAAAAUCUGAGACUUGAUUUGCUCUCCUUGUUUCUAUGUGGCCUGGGAGUGAGCCAUCUUCCAGCAUUUGAAGCGGAUCAUGCCCCCUAGAUAGCAGCCUUGACCUCUUCAUCCCCCCCUUGGUCCCUUCCUAAACAUUUUGGCUUCCACUCCACCACUGCCACGUGUGUUACCGCAAGCACCAUGCCCCCCAGGAAGAGGACAAGGGCGGGCCUGGGGUUCCUGUGCUGCUUCGGUAGCAGCGAGCCCCCGGAGAUCAACCUAAAGGACAGCGUACCCUUGCAGCUACUGGAAUUCAGUGCCCCCAUGCCGCCCGCUGAGGAGCUGCAUGCUCGCUUCUCAGAGCUGGUGGAUGAGUUGGACUUGACGGAUAAGAAUAGGGAGGCCAUGUUUGCUUUGCCAGAUGAGAAGAAAUGGCAAAUCUACUGCAGUAAAAAGAAGGAACAAGAAGACCCGAACAAGCUGGCUACAAGCUGGCCUGACUACUACAUUGACCGAAUAAACUCCAUGGCUGCUAUGCAGACCCUGUUUGCCUUUGAUGAGGAGGAAAUGGAAAUGAGGAACAAGGUAGUGGAAGAUCUGAAGACGGCGCUUCGGACUCAGCCAAUGAGGUUUGUGACGCGCUUCAUCGAGCUGGACGGCCUCACCUGCCUGCUCAACUUCCUGCGCAGCAUGGACUACGAGACCUCGGAGAGCCGCGUGCACACUUCUGUCAUCGGGUGCAUCAAGGCUCUCAUGAACAAUUCUCAGGGUCGAACGCACGUGCUGGCUCACCCGCAGAGCAUCAACACCAUCUCGCAGAGCUUGCGGACGGAGAACGUGAAAACCAAAGUGGCUGUCCUGGAGAUUCUCGGGGCAAUGUGUUUGGUACCCGACGGACACAAGAAAGUAUUGCAGGCCAUGGCGCACUACCAGAAAUAUGCCGCCGAGAGGACUCGUUUUCAGACGCUGCUGAACGAGCUGGACAGGAGCACGGGGCGCUACAGGGACGAGGUCAACUUGAAAACGGCUAUUAUGUCCUUCAUCAACGCUGUGCUCAACGCUGGAACUGGAGAGGAAAGCCUGGAGUUCCGCCUCCACCUGAGGUAUGAAUUCUUGAUGUUGGGCAUCCAACCAGUCAUUGACAAGCUUCGAGAGCACGAAAAUGCCACGUUGGAUCGGCAUUUGGACUUUUUUGAGAUGGUACGCAAUGAGGACGACUCUGAAUUGGCCAAAAGGUUUGACAUGACCCAUGUGGACACCAAAAGUGCCAGCGCUAUGUUUGAGCUGAUUAAAAAGAAGCUGGGCUAUUCUGAUGCCUACCCGCACCUCCUCUCCAUCCUUCAGCACUGCCUACAGAUGCCAUAUAAGCGUGGCGCCAACAGCAUGCAUCACUGGCAGCUUCUCGAUAGGAUCCUCCAGCAGAUUGUCCUGCAGGACGACCAAGGGGAGGACCCCGACCUUUCACCUCUGGAUAACUUCAAUGUUAAAAACAUCAUUCGCAUGCUGGUCAAUGAGAAUGAGGUGAGACAGUGGAGAGACCAGGCCGAGAAGUUCCGAAAAGAACAUGCCGAGCUGCUCGGCAAACUGGAGAGGAAGGAGCGAGAGUGCGAGACGAAGACCCAGGAAAAAGAGGACAUGAUGAAGACUCUGAACAAGAUGAAGGAUAAACUCCAGCGCGAGGGUGUUGAGCUGCGCUCAGCCAGGGAACAAGUCCUGGAUCUAGCAACACGCAUCAAUGACUCCAUUUCGGUGGGCAGUGUGUCUUUCCCACCACCACCUCCACCUCCUCCAGGAGCUCCCACGGCUCCAGCCCCAACGGCAGGUGGCUUCCCUCCACCACCUCCUCCGCUGCCCUUCAGCUGCCCACCUCCGCCCCCGCCGCCGCCACCACCUCCACCUGGCGCCCCGCCUCUUCCGCCAGGAGCUCCUCCCAUUUUUGGAAUCCCGCCUCCCCCCAUUCCCUCUUCUUUCAAUUCGGCAAGCACGCUGCGCUCCAAGUCCAUCCCUCAGCCCUCGCAUCCGCUGAAAUCUUUUAACUGGGCUAAACUCGGAGAGCAUAUGAUCAAUGGCACCAUCUGGAAUGAUAUUGACGACCUGAAAGCUUUCAAGAUCCUUGACCUGAAGGACAUCGAGAAGAUGUUUUCUGCCUAUCAGAGACAGCAGGACCUGCUCACUAACCAAUCCUUCAAGCAGAAGGACACCGGCUCAAUGGAUGACAUCCAUGUCAGCACGCGGAAAGUCAAGGAGUUGUCAGUCAUCGAUGGCCGACGAGCCCAGAACUGUAUCAUCCUCCUUUCAAAAUUAAAAAUGAGCAAUGAAGAGAUCAAGAGGGCGAUCCUAGAGAUGGAUGAGCGAGAAGAGUUGGCCAAGGAUAUGCUGGAGCAGUUGCUGAAGUUUGUCCCAGAGAAAAGUGACAUUGACCUCCUGGAGGAGCACAAACAUGAGCUGGAGCGCAUGGCCCGAGCAGAUCGCUUCCUCUUUGAAAUGAGCAGAAUUGACCACUACCAGCAGAGACUGCAGGCUCUAUUCUUUAAGAAGAAAUUUGCAGAGCGCCUCGCUGAAACCAAGCCAAAGGUGGAAGCCAUUCUGAACGCUUCCAAGGAGGUGAUCCGGAGCAAUAGGCUGACACAGAUCCUGGAGGUUGUGCUCGCUUUCGGCAACUUCAUGAAUAAAGGCCAGCGAGGAAAUGCUUUUGGCUUCAAGGUCUCCAGCCUCAAUAAGAUUGCAGACACCAAGUCCAGCAUAGACAGGAACAUCACCAUGUUGCACUACCUGAUCAUGAUCUUUGAAAAAAACUACCCUGACACGCUGCACAUCCAUCUGGACCUCAACACCAUACCAGAAGCUGCCAAAGUCAAUUUGGCAGAGUUGGAAAAAGAGGUGCACAGUAUCAAAAAUGGACUGAAGGCUCUUGAAGCGGAGCUGCACUACCAGCAGAGCAGGACGAGGGAACGCGGAGAUAAGUUUGUGCCCGUGAUUGGUGACUUCAUCACCGUGGCUGGCUUCAGCUUCUCUGAACUGGAGGAUCAGUUGAACGAGGCCAAGGACAAGUUCACCAAAUCUCUGAAGCACUUUGGGGAGGACGAAGGGAGAAUGCAGCCAGACGAGUUCUUUGGCAUUUUCGACACCUUCUUGCAGUCGUUCGGCGAGGCCCGCCAGGACUUGGAAAACAUGCAGAGACGCAAGGACGAGGAGGAGAGGCGGGCGCGCAUGGAGGCCAUGCUCAAGGAGCAGCGGGAACGAGAGCGGCGGUCCAAGAAGAGCGGCGCUUCAGACGAGGUCGGAGGGGAAUUUGACGACCUGGUGUCGGCCCUGCGUUCGGGCGAGGUUUUUGACAAGGACCUGAACAAAUUCAAGCGCAACCGCAAGCGCUCCGUCAACCAGCUGACGGAGGGCGGAGGCAGCGGCGGCGCCGGGCGAGAACGAGCCGUCACAAAAGUCACCUACUAGAAGGUCAGGAAAAAAAAAAACAGGAGCCCAACGCUCCGCCCCGAUGUGGAUCUCUCGUGGUCCAGCUGUGUCUGUACAUGUGCGCGAACCUGCACCCCCUCCGGAUGUUACGUGAUCUCCUGAUCUGGGCGCAAGGCGGGCGGGCGGGCGGGUGGGACACUCGGUGCAGCCCACUGUGAUACACCUUCACCUGACUUUGACCACUGUGCUUAAACUCCUCGCCAUCUGUCACUUCCUGUUUCUCACCGCUUCAUCCCCCCGUCUGGGAUCACACGCGCAAGACAACAGAGUGGGAAUGAAUUAAAGCCCACAUCUGGAACGCAUCGAGUCGGGAAAAGCUUCAAAAAUGCCAGCGAGGAAUGAUGCAGCUGCUGGUCACAUGACCUCUUUGUUCUCGUCGCCGCGUCCAUGUGUCAGCGUCCACGACAUUGUUCUGGCAGCAACCGGUGCCAAAGCAGAAGAAACAUGUCAGAAAACAUUCAGAGAUUGGGUUUAUAUUGACUUCAAAAGACUUUUAAAUGUGUCCGAGGGUUCUACUCUCAAAUCAAGUCCAUUUCUUUUGGUUGGUUUUGUUUGCACUGCAGCUCCUCUUGUGUUGCCACUUUGUGUGUGUGUGUGUGUGUGUGUGUGUGUGUGUGUGUGUGUUGUCUGCCUGAAGGAAGGCCAUUUUGGAAUUUCUACUUUCAGACACUACACUGGCAUUUGUUUCCAUGCUCAGCUGCCACUCUGCCUGCUCCACAUUGGUAAUGGGCCUUAAAUAAGCUUCACAAUUCGAAAUAGAUUGAGUCUAAUGAUUAACAGCAAGAUUCUGCCUGGUUACCAUUCCAUGUGUACACUUGUUGCAAUGCCGUUGGCCUUCACAGAUUCCAAAGUUAGCUAUAAAUGGUGCACACGACAGAUAAUUGUAGACAAACAAUCUUUCCUUCCACAUUUUUGUAUGUCAAUGAAGCAAUUUUAUAAGCGACCUGCCGCUGCAUGCAUUGAUUAAAACAAUUUUGCAAGGCGUGAUAGAAAAUAAUUGAAUGUGUAAAAUCUUAGUAAAUGUGACAAAUGCUGCAGUGUGUGUGUGUGUGUGUGUGUGUGUGUAGAGGGCUCAGUGCAAACACGUUGUAGUUUAUGUUACCACUAGAGGGCAGUAUACCCAUUGGUCAUUAAUGGGGAGACUACAGGAAAGCUGACAAUAGACAAUAUGAUCCUGACAUUUAUUUAACAUUGGUGCACAACGUGAGAUGCCCUCCAUUAUUUGGCACAAACUUCAUUGAUUAUUUUGAAACUGACAACCCCAAAAUACAUCUUUUCCAGCGGAUAAAAUAUUAAGUUUAAUGUGGUUAUCCACUUUUCCAGUGGAUAAAAUAUGUAGUUUACUGUGGAUAUUGAAUAUGAUUUGCACAAAGAAUUAUUUUAAAGCACCAAGGUGGUAAUAACCGUGUUAUUGUCAUACCAAGAGUGUACUAACCCGUACAGUACUGCAAUACUGCUUUCCACAUCUCCCCAUGCACUUCACUCAACAAGCACUUGAGAAUGCACCGCGUUUUCUGAAGUUUCUUGCCUUUAUGUUCUGUUGUCCUUCAUCCUGUGAGCUUCUUCUGACCACAUGUUCACCUUGAAGUGCCUCUGACCCUCAUUUGCGCACAAGUACCAUUCCUCUUUCCGUGUGGUGCUGCUAAUGGAUGUACAGUAUAUGAUGGUCAAAAGGUAAAAAAAAAAAAAAAAAAAAAAAGCAGCUGAUGCAGGACGUAUUGGCCACGGCUGGCGUUCCCAUGCAGUAAAUAAAACUAGAUCAAAUAUAUUUUUGGAAAAAAGAAAGCAGCUCUGUAGCUGGAUCCCAGGACAGAAUGGAUUCACUUUAGUAUACUAAAAUGAGUCUUAAAAGGGAGCUUUGGUCUCCCAGCCCUCCCUCCUGGUCAUUUAUUAAAAUUCUUUCCUAUUUGCGUUCAAACUGAAUGUGUGGUCCACCUGAAUAGGAAACAACUUGUGUUGUCCCUGAAAUGGGAACCAGCGUCUUGUGUAUAUUUGAGCUGGUCCUUCCCCUCCUGCUACUCUUUUAUCUUUCCAGUUAAUCCGUUAGUAUAUCAUCCGGAGCUUUAACCCCACGUUUUAGGGCAGAUUAUUUACUGCAACCUUGUCAGUAUUAUUACAUGUGUGUUUUUGUUCCACGUUUGGAUGUUUAUUACAGGCCAUUGACUGGCUGAUUUUGGAGUGGAGCAGUAGUAGCUUUUUUUUUUUUUUUCAAUGCACUUUUAUUACGGGACAUUUCCAUUUGCAAUGUUGUUUUGAGGGUGUAGACUAUUUUGAACUGCGAAGGGUGCUGCAAAAAAAGUGUCAAAAAAAUGUAAAAGGAGGAAAGAGGUUAAGUAAUUGGUACUCCGGCCGGGCCGCUGGAAAAAUGAGAAAAAUGAGGGAUGAGAGAUGAGAUUGUGGAGGACAUGUCUGUGUCAUUUGUUCUGGCAUGUUAAAAAAAACAAAAAAAUAAAAACAAGGAGGGGAGGGUUGUUCAGUUUUCUGUCCAAACAUGCACUCGGCAUCAAGCUGCAUGCCCAAAGAAGUGUGCACACAGUGUGAUGUAUUGAAUUUAACCUUUGAAUAGGAAGUUGCUUGCAUUAUUAAAAAAAAGUAAAAAGAAAAAAAACGAGUUGUUAAAGUUCUACAUCACUUUGUACCGCCUGAAAAUUGUUGCACCCACUUUUUGGAGGCUGUAUAGAUGUGACGAGUCAGUAUUUUUUAUGGUUGUACCCUUCACAGAAUAAUGUACAGUUGGAAGAUGAAAAAAAAGGUAUUUUGUACACCAUUCUUGAUGUUUGAGAUAAAAGUAAAACACCAUUAAAACGUUGAGGAAUGUUGCAUUUUCCUGUAAAUUGUACCUCUAUUUAUUUGCCUUAUUUAGUUUGCUAUGUUUUGUAUGUACACAGCAUUACAAAAAAAGUGAUAUAUUACAAAUAUGAUUAAUAAACUGUGGUUUGUGUACGGUGGCUAAUUUUGAGACUUGUGUAAGAAUGAGAAUUUCUUUUUCAUUUCUAUAAUUUUAUUUUUGUUUUGUAUUUUUCUCACCCUGUGUCUUUUGUAGGGUUACAAUAAACUUUUGUCCCUUGCAA
Messenger RNA from Syngnathus acus (greater pipefish), 7901 nucleotides. It is a transcript of the gene daam2, whose product is annotated as dishevelled associated activator of morphogenesis 2. Gene Ontology annotation, biological process: actin cytoskeleton organization; negative regulation of oligodendrocyte differentiation; regulation of non-canonical Wnt signaling pathway. NCBI's taxonomy places the organism in Eukaryota, Metazoa, Chordata, Actinopteri, Syngnathiformes, Syngnathidae. Bases 1561 to 4809 code for a protein of 1082 amino acids. Gene Ontology annotation, molecular function: actin binding; small GTPase binding. The transcript is spliced from 26 exons. The record is from RefSeq and is a predicted model, not a curated record.